AUGGAUACUCGCCCCAAACCCGUCGACGCGGCGAGUGCGCAACUUGCCAUCGCAACGUUUUUCCACGUGUGUCGUAUUGCACCGAAUGUUGUGGAGCACGAUGCUUUCAAGACGAUGCUGAAAAAGGUUGCUGCUGCUGGUACAGGAUUUACACCUCCUGGACGACGGCUAAUAAUGGGAAGAUUGUUGGAGGAGUGCAAGGCGAACACCGACAAUGCGUUGAAGGAGGUGAAGGAUUCAUGGAAGGAUGUCGGGGUGUGCAUCGCGUGUGACGGUUGGACCGACAGCAAAGGACGUCUGCAGCUGAACUUCUUAGCUGUCAAUGCGAUUGCAUCCGUAUUUCUUUUUGGGGUGGAUUGCGGCACGGAGAAGAAGGGAGCAGAAUUCAUUGCUGGCCACUUGAAGACGGCAAUGGUCAUGGUGGGAACGGAGAACGUAGUCGGCCUGCUGAUGGACGGUGCGUCCGCGAAUGUCAACGCUGCCAGCAUCAUCGCCCUCGACUACCCAAAAGUUCAGUGGAUUCGUUGCGCUGCGCAUUCUCUCAAUCUAAUGAUGAAGGACAUUGGCCAACUCGAUUGGGCCAAGGAUACCAUCGACCGCGCGCAGCAGCUAAUUUCGACGUUGAAGAACGCGCACUGGAUUACGGGGGUUCUUCGGAAGGAGAAGGCGCUACAAAUCUUGAAACCUGCGGGCACUCGUUUUGGAACAAAUUACAUCGCCCUCGAACGCCUGCAAGCAGUGCGCAAAACUCUCGACAAGCUGGUGCUGAGUGAGGAUUGGGAGGAGUACGUCAAGGGAAAGCCGAAAAUGAAGGACGCAUGGGAUACUAUUAUCGACAAAGAGUUCUGGGCGCGCGUUGGGACGGUGCUCGAUGUGCUUCGUCCGGUCUAUAAGCUGUUGCGGAAUGUUGACGGCAAUCAGGAGGUGAUGGGCAAGAUCUAUGACAAAAUGUUUGUUUUGGAGGACGCGGUGAAGGAGGCGUGUAAUGAGCUGACCGAGGAGGAGAAGGAGGAUGUGACCGACAUCGUGCGGAAUCGGUGGAACAACGACAUCAACUGCGCGCUUCACGUGGUCGGACGGAUUCUGUACCCGCCAAACCAAUACGAGUCAAUAUUUGGAACGGACGUGGAGUGUACCAAGAUCUUCAAGCAAUUCAUUCGCAAUUACUACAAGGCUCGUCGUAAUCGCCUUGGAGCGAAACGUCUUGCCGACCUUGUGUACGUGAGCCACAACUAUCACACAGUGAAGAAGUUGAAUGAGGAUCUUGCUAAGAAGCUGGUGGUGAGUGGGCUUCCUGUGAUCCAAGUUAAGGAGGAACCUACUGACAGCUACGGGCAUCUCGAUGACGACGACAUCCCUGAUGAGGCAUAUCUUGAUGGCCAGGAAGCGAAAGAGCCGAGGAUGAUAUGA
Closterium sp. Naga37s-1 is the source of this 1410-nucleotide messenger RNA. Lineage: Eukaryota; Viridiplantae; Streptophyta; Zygnematophyceae; Desmidiales; Closteriaceae. The record is from the annotation of a GenBank genome assembly.